Molecule: messenger RNA, 4019 nt
Organism: Oncorhynchus kisutch (coho salmon)
Lineage: Eukaryota; Metazoa; Chordata; Actinopteri; Salmoniformes; Salmonidae
Product: TBC1 domain family member 5-like
Exons: 23
Coding region: 348-2945 (865 amino acids)
Biological process (GO): activation of GTPase activity
Molecular function (GO): GTPase activator activity
Source: RefSeq, a predicted model, not a curated record
AGAAUGGGGAGCCCCGCAUGAGCAGAACAGGUCAAAUGCACACUCACAUUAAACGACGGAAUAUGCAAUGGCAUUUUUAAUAACUGGAAAUAACCCGUGUGCCUGUAUGAAGUUGCUAUAUUGAUUUGUCUUUAGCCACAGAGCUGUAUGUCGGAAGUGUAGCGCUAGGCCUGUGUGCAAGCUCGUGCAGCUAGCCUGAACGCUAACCCGAAAAAGACUUGCAAGACAGUUUGACGAAUAGAUUAUAUAGCUAACUAAACGUCAGCUACAUAGCCUAAACCCUCAUCUUUCCUGAGUCUCGGCUGAGGAGGAACACAACGUUGUGACUGUUCUGUUGUGUGGUGGUCAUGCAGCACCCUAACUUCGAGACCCAACACCCUCUCCAGCCUGAUGGAGAGCAGGAGCCUGGCUUCGACCCUCUCCACAACUUCAACAAGAACCACAGCCGUGGAGGAUCUCUGGAUAGUAGCAGGUUGUCUUACUCAGAGUCUGAUUCCACCUUCCUUUCCUACAGGAAAGAAUGGGAUGACUUGUUCCUGAACAGUAAUUAUCUGGCCAGGAUUCGGCAGGCAGGCAUCAGCGGCCGAUUGCGGAGCAGCCGAUUCCGCAGUGUGUGCUGGAAGUUGUACCUGGAGGUCCUUCCUGAAGAUAAGAGCCAAUGGCUCAACAAGACCAAGGAGCUGCGAGCCCAGUAUGAGAAGAUCAAAGAGACUCACAUCACCAACCCCCGUAAAGCUGCAGGCCAGCAGGACCUGGUGGUCAACAAUCCACUCUCACAAGACGAGGGGAGCCUGUGGAACAAGUUCUUCCAGGACAAAGAGCUGAGAGGGAUGAUCAAACAGGACGUGAUGAGAACCUUUCCUGAGAUGCGUUACUUCCAAGACGAGGCUGUCAGGACCAAGCUGACAGACAUCUUGUUCUGUUACGCCCGAGAGAACGAACUGCUACUGUACAAACAGGGAAUGCAUGAGUUGUUGGCUCCUAUCGUGUUUGUCCUGCACUGUGACCAUCAGGCCUUUCAGCACGCCAGCGAGACCGCGUACCCCAGUGAGGAGAUGCUGUCUCUACUGAAUCCUAUGUUCCAUGAGCAUGAUGCCUAUGCCAUGUUCUCCCAGCUGAUGGAGACAGCAGAACCCUGGUUCUCCAGCUUGGAGAGAGAAGUCAGAAGGGGGAAGGACGAGAUGCUGACCAGCAUGCCGUUCGCCCGUCCGCAGGACUCGGGGCCGUCUGUUGCCAUAGUGACCAAAGUGAACCGCAUCCAGGACCAGCUGGUGAAGAAGCACGACGUGGAGCUGCACAUGCACGUCAACCGCCUGGAGAUCGCCCCGCAGAUAUACGGCAUUCGCUGGGUGCGUCUGCUGUUUGGCCGUGAGUUCCCCCUGCAGGACCUGUUGGUGGUGUGGGAUGCCCUGUUCGCUGACAGCAUCACUCUAGACCUGGUGGACUAUGUCUUCGUAGCCAUGCUGCUCUACAUCAGAGAUGCCUUGAUAGCGAGUAACUUCCAGACCUGUCUUGGCCUUCUAAUGCACUACCCACCUAUAGGAGACAUCCACACCCUACUACACAAGGCUCUGUUCCUCAGAGAUCCCAAGAACAAUCCUCGGCCAGCCAACUACCAGUUUCAACAGAAUCUGGACUAUUACAAGACCAGAGGAGCGGACCUGGUCAACAACACCCGUGCCAGUGGCAAGAUGGCUCCUCUCAACAUCAACAAGGUCUCCAGCAGUCUGCUCAGCUUCGGUAGGAAGCUCAUCGCCCCUGCUCUGUCAGGGGGUGGCUCCAGCGGCAUCUCUCCAAUUAAUAGCGAGGUCCUGUCUGCCCCCUCCCCCGUCACUGUGGGUCCUCACCCCCAGGCCGAGCCCUUGUUGUCUGGCCAUGCACCCCUGCAGACGCAGACACCCCCCCAUUCCCAGCACCACCGCUUACUCAAGUCUGAGAGUAUGCCUGUCCACCUGAGCAAAGUUUCAGGAGGAGUCUCUCAGGUUCCUGUCCCAGCCCACAUUUUCUCUGACACAAAAGGCCAAAUCUCCAGGACAGCUAGCUCCUCCCCCAGCAUAGAGAGCCUCUCUGGAGGGCGGGGUCACACCACUGCAUCCCCACCCCUUCCUGUCACCAGGGAAAGUGACACCAGCACGUCGUCUUCGCCCCUCUCGGCCACCAGGAAGGAUUCCUUCUUCAACAUCACUCGCUCCCGCUCCCACAGCAAGACCAUGAUGGGCAAGAAAGAGGCUGAGGAGGAGUUGGAGGCCCAGGUGUCCUUCCUGCAGGGUCAGAUCAAUGACCUGGAGGCCAUGAGCAAGUACUGUGCCAAGAUGAUGAACACACAUAUUGGUAAGAUCCAGGAGGUGAUCCUACAGGAGCACCUGGAGAAAGAAGACGAGGUGUUGGUGUCACUGGCUGGACUCAAACAGAUCAAGGACAUCCUGAAGGGAGCGCUGCGUUUCAACCAGAGCCUGCUGGAGGCUGAGGAGAACGAGGAGAUCACCAUCGCUGACGACCACUAUGACAUCACCUCCAAUGCCGCUGCAGCCAUCGUAGAACAGCUCGCCAACUGUCACCAUGACAAACACCCCUUCCAGGCCACACCGCAGCGUGGCGACGGUGAUGGAGAACAGAAGGACCGAGAGGAGGAAGAGCAUGAGCACACAGAGUCAGAGCAACAGGUGUCUCCCCCAGAGUCAUCUCUGUCUGUGGGUUCGGAGGGGAAGAACUGGGGCGACUACAUCCUGGUCUCGCAGGACGGAGAGCUGCAGCCCACCGAGGGAGGGGCCGAGAGGACCCCUCCAAUCAGACUGCUCCGUGGCUCGCUCAGGGUGGAGCCGGAGGGCGUGGGGGUGUUCCAGGACCCCCUAAUGGGUGCAGCGUCUGGCUCCUCCAGCCCAGACGAGGGCAGCACUCACAGUAAAGACUAUGACUUCACCAUCGUCAACCCCCAGGACCUGUGAGGGACUAUACUGUACUGAUUUGGGUGGGAGUUACCCCUAACCAGAGAUGUAGGAUCAGUUUAUAUAUCCCCACCUUAACCAUUAGGGGGAGAAAUGCAAACUGACCGUAGAUCAGUCUUUAGGGGGUUACUUCAUCCCAAACUGGAGGAUAUGCUGUUUCACAGGGGCAAACCAAUGUGCCACUGCUGGAUGAAACUUGCACAUGGGACUGGGCUAUGACAGCCAACCUACUGUCAGGCAGUCGCCAAUACUUUAUCAUUUCCUCUGUCUGUCCUCAUGUCUGACACAUUACCCUCUCUAACCUGAUCUGUGUCCUUGAAUACUAUAGAUCUCUCCUAUGCCUAUUGCCUGCCCUCCUGUAUGCUUGGGUCUUAGCAGUUAUCCAACCCCACCUCUGACUUCAAGACAAGUGACUUUAAUAGUAAUACCCAUUUUGCCACAAGAUGGCACCACGAGACAGUUCACUACAGGCUACCCUCAGGAGCUGGAAUUCAUACUGCAUUUAUCAGUGUGGGGAAUCCUUUCCCUUCUCUCUGUAUGUAGCAGUAAUUGAAGGGUAGGGUAGUACCCUGUUUCUCCAGGUAGGGGAGCUGUCUGUCCAUCCUAAUGCCUUUGUCUAAAGAUGACUUGUCUUACCGCCAUUCAUCUCUUCUUUGAUUGGUCUUUAACUGUUCAAGAGAAGUUGCUCCUAACAGAUCUAGGAUCAGACUCCCAAUUGCUAGUCCUUCACCUACCAUUAGGGGGAUUUUAAAAUAUCUGAUUCUGUAUCGGUUGUUCGGGACAACUUCUAACCAGUGCCUGUAAAUCAUUGGCAGAUUACCUGACUCCCUCUUUCUCCUUGACGUUGUUAGAAGCUAUUUUAACCUGCACUGCAUUACAAGGUGAAAGUUUUUGUUUUUUUAAGAAAUUAAUUCAAAUGUAUCUAUGGAAUAAUAACAUAGGUUUCAUUAUUUCCGGUGUCCCUGUAUUUAGUUCUCUUGCUUCCUGUGGUAGCCAAGUAAAGCAUUGCACAUAAGGGAUGUCCCUAUAACCCAGAUUAACUCGACCAAUAAAAGCAUUGCUCUUGCUAAAGUA